This is a messenger RNA of Linnemannia hyalina, 1749 nucleotides long. The record is from the annotation of a GenBank genome assembly. NCBI's taxonomy places the organism in Eukaryota, Fungi, Mortierellomycota, Mortierellomycetes, Mortierellales, Mortierellaceae.
AUGCCAUCUUCUUCAUCUUCCACAGCCUCAUCCUCCCAAGCCUCGUCCUCCAAGGCUGCAAUCACCCGCCAUGCCGUGGAUGCUUCCAUGCUCAAGGAGGCAUUGCAUGCAGCGGCCAAGUCCACUGAAGCCCAUCUUUACAGCAAGGGGACCUCAAAGAGUUAUCAGGGCCACGUGAAACGAGCUCUGGAGUACGCCGCCGCUACUGCAGAUCCUGAAUACAAGACAGCAUUCACCACAAUAUCCGCUCACACCCCCACUGUGUUGCUUGCAUUUAUCGCGUCCAAGUGUGAGCAGUCCCGCUAUACAUUCAAGACAGCAGAAGGCAUCAGGAGUGCACUGAAGCAAUACUUCGAGACCACCUUUAAUUGUCAAGGCGACACCUGGUAUUGUGAUGAUCUCAACAAUUGGACCGGCAACCCUGUCUUUGACCCAACAUUUGUCAAGUACUAUAAAUCUCUCAAGAAUCGCGAUGGAAGAUCAGGAGUCACCAAACAAAGUCUGGCAACAUCCUACAGAGAUAUGACCAGGCUUAUGGGGCAUCUACAGGACAGUACGGCUAUUGAGAAGGAGACCCAGGGAAUGUACGAGUACAACCGAUACGAGCUGGGCUUUAGUGAUAUGCUUUCACCGGUACGACAAGACAGUCGACAUGCCGUUUUCAUGGGAGAAACCGAUACCCCAGGAAUGGCCCCAGCCACUCAACAAGGUCUUGCAGCGUCCCUAGAAACGCUGCGCGCAACAGUGGACAAGGAGACGGCUCAUCAGUUCUCUAUUCUAAAGCAGGAGAUGCAAUACCGACAUGAGACGAUGGAGCGACGCCGCCAAGAGUCGACCAAGACACUUCUGGACGCUAUCCGGCGAUUAACAGUGACAGAAACUCGUCCAUCAGCAGUAGUACAGCAUCCAAUAGAUCCAGUCACUCAGGAACAGGCACCCCAGUUACCUCAACGCAUUGGUCAAGUAAUUCAACAACAGCAGCAACAGCAACAGCAACAGCAACAGCAACAGCAACAGCCAUGCAUCAUCCCGCCGGCUGCUCCACGUAUACCUACCAUCUCAAAGUGGCAAGAUGCUGUAGAACAGUGGGAGAACGGCGACCCAAGCAAAGGACUGCUGAUUCCACUUCGUUCCUGGACAAAGGCAAUGCGCAAGACAGAUUCCGCCAAGUAUUCUCAGAGGAAAUACAUCACAAUGGAGUUUAUCUACUUGGGAAGAAAUGAGGCCAAUGUGAAGGAUGUCCACGGCAAGGCAGCUGAUACGGUCAGACAGCUUCUCAAGUCUAUCCAUCAGAAAAAUCUUGAGCGGGAACAUACAGAUGCAGUUGGAUCCUCGUCAUCAGGGCUUCAGGACCAAGGAAGAGACGACAAGCAUGAAGACGAGGAUGAGGAGGUGGAGCCAGAACCGCUGGUGAGACGCAGACUGAACCAGCAGCCGAGGCAUGUGAUCCAGAGCGUGGAAGGGCAUUGUGCAGAGCAGGUAGAGGGACAAGGACAAGGUGAGAAUGGUGGAAAUGAAGGUGAUGAGUCUCCAGAACCGCUAGGAGCCAAACGAGUGAACCAACAGCCUUUAAAGCCCAGGAUUGCAAUCCCUCGGGUUACAAGGAGCAAAAGUGUUGCUCCUGCUACGGCCCCUGCUUCUACUACUACGCCUAUUUCCCUUCCUACUGUCAAGCGGCUACGGAGAGGAAGUACAAUUGUAGGUAUAACGUCCUCAUCCUGUGUAGAUAAUAGAAAGCGUCAGCGAUAA